This is a messenger RNA of Mollisia scopiformis, 8787 nucleotides long. Its product is annotated as glycosyltransferase family 4 protein. The transcript has 14 exons. Bases 1 to 8787 code for a protein of 2928 amino acids. The record is from RefSeq and is a predicted model, not a curated record. Gene Ontology annotation, molecular function: glycosyltransferase activity. Lineage: Eukaryota; Fungi; Ascomycota; Leotiomycetes; Helotiales; Mollisiaceae.
AUGGCUAACAUCACCGGUGUUGAAGCUGCUGGAUGGGACGAGCUGCAUCGAUACUGGUGGCAAUAUAUCUUAGUCGGAUUCAUUCUCCUCGCCGUUGGGCUCGGGUCGACGUUUCUGUUGUAUCUGGGUCUGUGCAAGCUCUACAAUGACCACAUUCAAGGGAGAGUCGGUUCGAAACAAGUGCCCAACGAUGUACGAAGAUAUCUCUCCCAGUCAUCUGCCGAUCUUUCUCCGUACAGCAUCGAGAAGACGACGAAAAGGCCGAACAGCUAUGGAGUAUAUUUGGGGGCAUUCGAGACACCUCCAACAAGCGAGCAAGUUCGGUUGCUAGCAGAAUGGGAUCUUUUGGUUUUCGAUCCGUCUCAGGCAGGCGUGCUUGAAGCAAUGUCUUCUGGGAUCUAUGCUAUCUCGCCACAGACGAUCGCACGGCUCGAUGUGAGACACAUAGCAAGAGGCUCGAUACAUCCCAUUUCUUCGAUUGUACAAUGGAUCGGUAGACAUGUCAAAGUGUCGGCGAAAAUCACCGGACAUCAACAUUGCUUCACCGGAGUACUUGUCAGUGCUUGGGAGGAGGUCAUUACGGUACCAGUGCUGAAAGCAUUCAUUAUUUUCGCCAGCGGCCUAGGCUUCACCGUUUACCUUGAAGUUUCCGCUCCGCAAUUUCUUGUUGAACCCAAGUUGGCAGAACUAGAAGAAGUGACAGGAUUAGUUCUUCGAAAUGGCACGAUAUCAGCCAAUGGGGAAGAACGAGAUGCAUUUCAGAUGUCGCAGAUGCGGACCACGAUCAAAGCGUUUAUCUCGCAGGCAUGUUUACGAAGCUUCGUGGUACUUCUGUGGGAGACACUCGAAGACGAUGCUUCCCCUCUAAAUGCAGUAAUGAGGAGGAGCUAUCAAUGGUCAAGUUUUUACAGUGCAUUGCCAUGGAUUGGUACGAAAUCUGCUCUAACCUCAGCUGAGCUUUCUCUCGUCCAAGAAGAGCCUCUAGCAGCCUUCGACUGGCUGAAGGAACUUCGAGUGAUGAAAAUUCAUGACAAGUGGCGAUUCAACAAAAUUUGCGUUUCUACGAUCUCGCAAGAGUCAACAGAAAUAUCCAGCCUUACGUCAAGACCUUCAUUGGAACGACAGACAUCUCGUAAUCAAGCUUCAGCCGCUAGUAGCAGAUCCGCCAGUAACAGUCUGUCUUCGACAUCUCAAUCAUCGAUUCCUUUGGCUUCUCCAAGUUGGCUAAAUCUGUUGGACCAAAGCGCUGGCAACGCCCUUUCAAAUUCACCAAGAGGCGGAUCCUAUGAUUAUUUCGGGUGCUUCCCGCUAGGCUUCAACGUGACUCGAAAAGCUUUCGCGGAUGUCGUCCAAGCUCAGCAGCGUUUGAAAGGCAUGAUCCUCCUUGAUCAGAUCAAAAAUUCCCAGCUGAAGGAAAUUGGAGAAAAAUUACAACAGUUCUGCACCACGUCAACUGCCCGUGGUACUCGUCCUGCUUUUGAAUGGCUAGCUGUCAUUCAGGAAUUAGCGCAUCAGCUCUCAAACCUAGCUGAAAGUGGCUCAGACGAUUUUCUGGAUCCGAUUCGUGUCUAUAUUGGCCUCGACUCCGGCUUUCAGAUCCAGGCACGGUCCCGCUUCUGGGGAGUUUAUGGAUUCAACGAUGAUGGAAAUUUGGAUAUAUUUCUGUCGAGGAAUGUCCAUGAUAUCACUGGCGCUAUAUUGCAUACCUUCUUGUCAAGUCGCGGAUGCUCAAGGCAUGAGUGUUUCCAGACAGAGGUUAUGUUUGCGACAUGGUCUGGAGAUCUCGUCGAACCACUUCAUCUAUCCCAACGGAUGGUCGAUGACCUAGCACUUCUAUCACCAGCGGAACUCCUGAAAUUCCUUCAACAUCUCACUCUGACGCCUGGUAAUGGAGAUUCUACAAUCGUCAGUCUAGUCCGCGCAGCGUGUGAGAAACAGCUGCUUGAUGGAACAGACUUCGCGCAACUGAAGGAAAUUAGUACCACUGGGUAUUUGAGUGGCCGAGCCACUGCAGCUGAUUUGGUCAAUGCCCGACUUCAUUGGUACAAACAAUCCGGCUGUCAACAUCCUGAUCCUUUGAUUGCCCUUCACAAUUUCCUACGAAUAGAUGACUCAAUUACUCUCAUGCUUAAGCACCGGAAUAUUUCCUCGCUGCAAAGGCUGACAGACGUUCUUGUAAAGUCUAUCGAAGAUGGCAUAAUCGACAGUCGGGUCGACCUGAUAGCUUUCGCUGUGUUCUGCGCUAUGAGAAAGCACGCAUUUGACGAGGCAUAUAUCGAGGUCACUGAUCGCAAUACUCUCUUCAACGACCAGAGCGAUCAGGCUGCUGCAUUUGCAGAACUAUUUGCCACAGGUGCUCGAUGCGAGGCAUACUUCGACCUAACGCCGAGUGCAUUUGGUAAGAUGUUGUCAGAUCGAUAUAGAACCUACCAUCACCGGCCUGGCUAUGAACCACCAAUUUGGUCAGAUCUUGAACCAGCAACACCUUCUGCUUAUGCGGCUGCCAAGAUCGAUGUUGACCCAGAAUCCAAAAAAUCGUCAAUGUCAGCACCUCAGAGAUUCACGUUCCUUAGCGUCUUUGCCAUCCCAGCUUUGUUGGAUAUUCUCCUGCUCACAACGACUGGUCGAGGCUUGUACUUGAGUAGCCAAAUGAGUCAUAAGGUACAGCAUUCAGCUACGCUAGCAUUGAUGUUAUCUCUUCUGAUCUCGGGUGCUGUUGGCACUUGGAUCACAUGUGGUGGAUCAUAUUACCUCAUCUCUAUGGCCUUCUCUGCCAUGAAUAUGUUUGUGAUUACUAGACUUGUUGGAGGAUUAGCAUUUACACUGGCUAUUGCUACAGUUGGACUCAUCGCCGUGGGAGUUCUCGAUGGUAUCGGAGCUGGAUUCGUGUUCUUCCUUUACUUCGUUGCCCUGACCUCCUAUCUUACUCUGUUGGCCACUCUUGCGAAUUUUCAAUACCCUGGCUCUGCAUUUCAAUCUGGCCGUCCUAUCAUCAUCAUGGUCAUUCCAUUCUUAUUUAUCUCUCCGGUUAUGUGUAUGUGGGUCCUUCACCACGACAUCUACAUCUAUCUAGUCGUCAUCUACACUUUUUUGUCUUUGCUCGUAUUAGGUGUUCGUCGAACCGGAUCACGCUGGACGACGUGGUAUCUAGCAAUUGAGAAAAUAAACGACCAAGACCUCAGAAAAUGGUACAUCAAGAAGUACGAGGAUGGCGACGAGACCGCCGUUUCAGCCAUGACGGAACCUGGAGUGCUGAAACUUGCAAGAGAUGCCUUGUAUCGAGACGUGACGGCAGUCAGGAGGCAGUGGAGAAUGAAAUCCAGCGAUUCAGUUGUCCUCUCGCUUGCGAAAAGUUAUGAUGCUACGAUCUUUCUUUUAGAAUGGUACAGUGGUUAUUCUGGCACACCUAUGCCAAUUCCAUAUUCUUCGACAUGGAACAUGCAGACGAAGGUUGCCCUCCAGACAUUGAAACAGCUCCAAACUGGGAUCCGACUUCACAACGCAUUCAUACAUUGGCGCCAAGCUGGAGACGAGGUUGGAUGCACCAUUCUCUACUUCAUCGUCGCGCUUCUCGAUAAAUGGAGUGCUCUACUCGCUGGAGGUCAACUCCUCGGAUUGUCCUCGCAAAAUACUCGUUAUCGUAUGCCAGUAGGAUUCGCAUUAGCUUACUACCUCAUCGGAGCUGUGCUUUUGGAUUUCAAUGCUGCCAAACUUCACACAAUGACUGCGAAAGGCCAGAAUAUGCUCAUUGGCGAUGUCGUGUCAAUCUCGGAAGCAGUCAAACGCGAGGUACGGGCUCGACGCUACCUUUACUGGACUAUGCUUGGACGAUAUCUCCUCUUCCAUGUCUGGAGUAUGGCCGUUGCUUCUACUCUCCUGUGGGUCUUUGAUAGCACGAGAGAUUCCACCUUGUUAUUCCUGGCAUAUGUUGCUGCUUAUACUGGCUUAUUAUGGUAUCAGUAUACCAAGAUCUUCUCGGGGCCCCGAAGUCUAAAGCCAUUGAUCGCCGCUGUUCUCAUCGCUCUACCCCUAGGCCAGCUUCUAAGGCACUACUUUCCCAAAUGGAUGUACUGUGAUGUAGCGGCUCUUGGUGUCGCUACAUGGACAGCAGCGAUUUUGACACUUUACUAUGCACGAAUCAAGACGAAGUCUGUAUACAAGACUAGCAAGAAACCUUUGAUUUCGAAGCAAUCCAGCAACAAAACAGCUAAAGAUGGUAAUUACCAUGCUUUUACCAACCCUGGAAAGGAUCCUUUACUAUCUCAAGAUGAGCUUCGAAUCGUCUUUAAUAAUCUCCAAGCUUUGCGAGAAGAAGAGCGUUAUCAAAUUGAUCCCCAGACACACCCUGGGUUGGAAAUCAAGUCCGUCUUGCUACAUGCACUUGGAAAUUGUUGCGAUCCACGCGGAGCGCUCUCUAAAUUUUCACUUGAGGCUUUUCCAGACGCGGGUGAACUCUUGGAACGAGCUGUCUUUGGCUUCGAACAUGGCUCUGUUGUUGUCGAUUGUAUUCCCAUGGCUGCCAUGAGUGAAGCAUUCGGUGAUGUCAAAGCGAUCGCGCGUGACAAACAAGGAAUUUUGAGGAUUGUCAUUGGCUGUGAGAUGAUGAGUGUUCAUGAACAACAGUCAAGCAUCAGCAAUUUCUGUCAGACGACUGCCGAAGUCAUUCUCCACGCUGUUGCAGAGAGAUUCAUGGGAAUGACACACGAGAGUGCCACACUUGCCGAAUCAUUCUUAGUGCCCGUACCUACGUAUCAUAUCGCUAGACACUCACCAGUUCCCAGCCGCGUCAAGAACUACUUGACCGUCUCAAAAUGUUCAGCUUCACAGGCUAGAGCGCUUGCUCGAUUUUGCGAAGACCAAACCAUACAAUUCCUAGCCUUAGGAUUUGACCCUGAUCUCCAAUGGGAGCACCUCCCCCGAAACAUUCGAGAAUUGAUCAUCAAGAGAUGUACUGGCCAGGAGGAAAAUUUGACGAGGUCUCAACAUGAGUGGCUUGUGUUUAAUCAUGCCCGCGGCAUACCAAUUAAGACCUUCAUGACAAGAUGCAAUUUUGGUGCCUAUGUUGCGAUGUCGAAUCGGAGGUAUGCUCUUGGAGCAAGGAAUGAUACAUUGGGCGAGAUAUUCUAUCACCAAGACACUCUCACUUCACUGAGUUUCCUAAGAGUCACACCACCAGUGGCUAAGUUCACGACACAAAAGAUAAUACGGAGUCUGAAGGUCCCAUUCAGCACCGUGUAUCACAAUUUGGGAAUCUACCUGAAAUUACUUGCCAUUGCAUUCGUUGCAGAACCAGAAUUCCAGAGAGAGCUCAAUUAUGCCAUUCACAAAAAUCCAAAAGUCGUCAGAAACAUAAUCUUCUUCUUCGCAACAGGAGUCUGGAAAUACACGAGAUCUAUUCAACAAAUUGUUAUGCCGAUUUUCCUCCUUCAUGGUCGCAAGAACGUAUCCACGUUGUGGCAUCGAAUCGGCGGCACCACUGUAUCACUAAAGAGACAAAGAAUUGCUAUAGAGAACACUGAUGGGAUCUCGACUGCAUUCAUCCAUCCAGCAAUUGCUGAAGACGGAGCUUUUGAGGUUCACCAGUAUGCUGGAGAGAUUGAUAAAGAGCCAGAAGAUAACUGCAAGUUGCAACGCAUCAGCACUUACAGCAAAGCCAUGCUUCUUCUACGACGAGAAGACUUUACCAAUGGUGCAAAGGGGAAUGUGUACGAAUAUGAGUACCUCACAGAGAACGGAGGUUUACGACCAAAACGUCUUUCUAAAAUACAGAGUCAUCGGUAUCCGAUGCUACGAAAAUGUAUCGAGGGCAAGGAUGCUUGCGAAGAGGUCAAUUUCAAUUAUAGAGGAUUGGUCCAAAGUGGAUCCUACAUUCUACAUGGGAGCUUGAUCAGAUUCAGCUGCCAUUAUCGUCAGGGUAGUAAUUUCGACGACGAGCUUCUUCGUGCCGAGUUUGUGCUUCCGCACUUGACUUGCACAGUCUCGUGGUCGGCACCGCCUCCAAGUCACCCAGAGAAGUUGGACAAAUGGAUCCCGCAUUCUCAAAUCAUGGAAGCUACUUUCGUUCUCGGAUCAGAUGUCUACGAGUCCCAUUGGAGAUACGAUCAUAAGUUCGAUCCCACAAUUUCAACAACUCUCAAUGGCGAGUCGAUCGAAACUCCUCCAAUUAUUCGUUGGGAUCAUUUGGGAGUGUUGAAGAAGCCGACGAGAUACAGCUUUCACUACGAUGACCCGUUGAUCACUUUCCGGUCCAUCAAGCCUCACGCCAUACCUAGAUGGCUAGGUCUCAAUAUACACCAAAAUCCAGUGUCGACUUCCCGUGCACGCUCACGCCUUUGGAUGGCCUGGAAGAAUACGCCAGGUUUUGACGGCGUCAUAGUCCGCUGGUUAGACGAACGUCUCCUUCGAAGAGAGCCGCUCUUACGAACCUAUUGGAGUCGUCGUGAUCGCGGAGAUCUUCCCGGCGCAGAAGCAUUUCUUAACGAAAACGCCGACAGUGUCAUGGCCGCCGUUGAUUUGGACAACUCCAUUUCCGGCUGGGCGCCUUUAGCUAUCAAGAUUGCUGAUCUUUAUAGUUUUGGACAAGGAGGAGAUGCGAAUAGUCGGACUAGGUCUAAGGAUCCGGAUUUCGAUAAUGAUGGAUUGCAGGUCCUGGCUGUGGAUUCGGGUACGUGGCCUAACGAGGGAGGUGGUGUGUCGGCUUGUAGGAGGGAUAUGAUCAACAAUUUAAGGUCGGUGAGUUGGCAUAUGAUUGCUGAGUCUGCGAAUGAUUUUGGAUUGCCAAAACAUCAGACCGAGAUGAAUGUUCGCAGCUUGAAAGUCAUUCCAUUGUGGGGCCUGGAUUUCCUCACUCCAACUCAUGGUCUGUUCAGGGAUAGACUAGACACGGAAGUCGAGCAUGUACCUCGAGAUGCUACGAAAGCAGAUGUCAAGAGGAAUUUCUUACCUAUCUUGACGGCAUUGGUGAAAGGGGCAAGAACGAGCCAUUUCACCAAAGCAGAUAUCAUGCAGACGACAAGAGCUUUGGUCAAUCUGAAUACUUACUUUUCCGAGUCGAAACAUUGGGGUGCGAUCUGGACAAGUAGGACUGUCAAGGAUGCGUGGAGGGAGCUGUGGAUUUCUCAGGAUUUGGUCAGCCCAACACCUUCAGAAUCAUGGUUCCAAACCGAGAUUCCCACAGUAGCCCAACUAGACGGAGCCCUCGAACUCUGGUUCCGCUACCUCUUUAUAUUCUCAAUACCAGUACCUGACCGCAUCCCCGCCAUUUUCCAAGCCUCCCAUCACAGCGUCAGUGCCUCAUAUGGCAUCGUCUGCAAGAUCAAGCGAGGCUGUACUCUUCAAAUUUGGGAUCAUGCCAUUAGUUGGCGAGAAACGAACCUUUACCUCUCAUCUGAUCUCUGUACCGUGGCACCGUUCGUCCGAAACUCUUUGCUCGGAUUGAUGAGAAUCACGAGUCAGUUGAUUCUUCACCAUGCAGAUACCAUUCUACCAUGUGCGGAUUUCUUUAAUCCUGGGUGGGAGAUUGAGAUUGGAACCAGUCAAGGCUCGCUCGAGCAUCGCAACACCUUCAAGAGGAAGAUUGAUCCGGUUGUCAACGGUAUUCCUGACAUGUCCAAAUUCGCCCCCAUAAAAGAAAUAAGUUCCACUCUCCCAACAGUAACAAUGCUCUCCCACGUCUGGUACGCAAAAGACAUCAAAACCGCCAUCCUCUCCGCCGACAUCAUAGUAAACGAAUGGCACUUCACCGACUACCGCCUCGAUAUCUACGGCGCCAUCGACAAAGCUCCCUCCUACUCAACCGACUGUUUCGAGAUCAUCGCCUCGAAAUCCCUCCCCCGCUUCGUCGUCAUGAGAGGAGAAGCAAAUCCAACCACCGUCCUCGAGAAGACCUGGGUAUUCCUAAACUCCAGCAUCUCGGAAGGAUUACCCUUAGCAUUAGGAGAAGCAGCAUUGACAGGCGCCCCGGUCGUCUGUACAGACGUCGGCGCCAGUCUGCGUGUUUUGACAGACCAAGAUACUGGGGAACGAUACUCAGCCGUCGUGGCUCCGAACGAUGCCCGGAAUCUCGCACGCGCGCAAAUUAACUUCCUCGCCAUGCUCGACGAGUGGGCACCGUAUGCCAACGACCCUUCUGGUUUCAAAGCCCCAACCAUCACCGACAAACCGACGAAAGAAGAAGUAGCAGCCAUCACCAAGCGCAUGUACGAGAAAACAGCAGAACGAAAAGCGCUAGGUAUGAGGAGCCGAGCCAUCGUGCAAAAAGCCUUUGGGGGAGAGCGAUACCUGAGGGAACACGAGCAGAUGCUCUGGAUCGGGAAAUCGAAAUACGAUUUGAUCCACCGACCGCCUCCACAGCCCUUACAGCGACCUAAGCUCCUGAGAAGCGGACAAUCGAUGCCAAUGCCCAGCACCGUCUGGGGUACUGCUUCCACGAGUUCCAUGAUGACAGCCCCGUCUUCAGCCCUGAUGACGCCUGGCGUGAGGAGUUUAUUCGACGUAGGCAGCGGCUCGCGACCUAGCAAGGCCUCAACGUUAUUCUCGACCCAGCCACCGAGUAUGAAUAUGCUGGAGAAUCGGAAGAGUGGGUUAAGUGCUAGUAUGCCGGCACUGACGGCCAGAGCGAUGCCGCAGAGAGUGCAGUUGUUGAAGCGGGAUAGCAGUUAUGGGUAUGAGAGCAGUGAACGGAGUAGUAGUUUCCGGGCGGUGAUGACGGGGAUUGAGAGUGGGAGGGAGAGGAAGCAGCAGGAGGCUUUUGUGAGGGAUGUUAGUGCUGCUUUGCAGCAGGUUUGA